Cryptomeria japonica (Japanese cedar) is the source of this 2464-nucleotide messenger RNA. Its product is annotated as probable glucan 1,3-beta-glucosidase A. Gene Ontology annotation, biological process: actin filament bundle assembly; carbohydrate metabolic process; establishment or maintenance of cell polarity. Bases 131 to 1969 code for a protein of 612 amino acids. Gene Ontology annotation, cellular component: cytoplasm; actin cytoskeleton. Gene Ontology annotation, molecular function: actin filament binding; hydrolase activity, hydrolyzing O-glycosyl compounds. NCBI's taxonomy places the organism in Eukaryota, Viridiplantae, Streptophyta, Pinopsida, Cupressales, Cupressaceae. The record is from RefSeq and is a predicted model, not a curated record. The transcript has 10 exons.
AGCCUUUCAGAACAAGCAUAUUGCCUUAUAUUUGAAUCCACCUCUAAAGUUCAAAAAAGAGAGAAAAAACACUUUUCAAAUUUUGUCUUGAACAGAGGCACUACUCUGCAACAAGCCCACCUCCAUUUUUAUGUAUCCUCUUCCUCCUCUCUCUGGGUCUCGUUUUCCUCAAUGCCCGAUGGAGACAGGUGUAAAGAAUGCAGUAGACCAAUACCUUAUUAUUCAUAUUGUUGUUUCCAUGGGUAUUGGUGCUUGGAAAUGGCAGCAGCUUCUAUUUCUUCUAUGCCUCAUUCCCUUAGCUUCUACAACCACAGAGAAGAGGAAGUUGGAGGGGAUUCCCAAGGUUAGAGCCGUUAACUUGGGUGGAUGGCUUGUUGUUGAAGGAUGGAUAAAGCCUUCCCUUUUCGAUGAUAUCAAGGAUAAUGAUCUUCUUGAUGGUACAAAGGUUCAAUUCAAAUCACUGAAACUGAACAAGUACCUUAGUGCAGAGUAUGGGGGUGGGCACAGUAUUGUGGUUGAUAGGGAUGACAACUCUACCUGGGAGACAUUUAAGUUGUGGAGAGUCUCUGAUGGCAGAUACCAACUUAAAGUGUUUGGGGGUCAAUUUAUGACAGCUGAAAAUGGAGGAGGCGGCAAUGUAUCAGCAGCAGCAGAUUCUCCUGGUGAUUGGGAAACAUUCGAUAUAGUUAGGCACCAUAAACAUCGAGAUCGGGUACAUAUCAGGGUGUUUAAUGGAACGUACAUGCAGGCACAAUCCGAGGAGCAGCUGACUGCAGAUUAUCAAGGAAAACCCAGAUGGGAUGACAAUGCAGCAACAUUCCAGAUGAAUAUUGUGGCAAAUGAUUUGCAUGGAGAUUACCAACUUGCAAAUGGAUAUGGUCCUAAGAAGGCAAAGUCUGUUUAUGAUAAACACAGAAGCAGCUUCAUUACAGAGAAGGAUUUUGGUUUCCUUUUAAAAAAUGGUAUUAACACUGUGAGAAUUCCAGUUGGAUGGUGGAUUGCAUAUGACCCAAACCCUCCAGCCCCUUUUAUAGGAGGAUCUUUGCAAGCCCUUGACAAUGCUUUUACAUGGGCACAGAAACAUGAUAUAAGGGUUAUUGUUGAUCUUCAUGCAGCACCGGGCUCACAAAAUGGAAUGGAGCACAGUGCCAGUAGAGAUGGAUCCGCUGACUGGGCUAACUCUACACAACAUAUUUCUCAAAGUUUACAAAUUAUUGACUUCCUUGCAUCCAGAUAUGGUAACAAUUCUAUGCUCCUAGGCAUUGAAUUGCUAAAUGAACCUCUUGUAACUACUGUUUCUGUUGAUGUUAUAAAUAAAUAUUACACAAAUGGCUAUGAAAUUGUGCGAAAGCAUUCUUCCACAGCUUAUGUAAUCAUGUGCCAGAGGAUUGGAAAAGCUGAUCCACAUGAGCUAUAUCAAUCAAAUGAUGUAUUUUCAAACGUCGUAGUCGAUGUUCAUUAUUACAACCUUUUUGACCCUUAUUAUGAAAACUUGACUGCCCAAGAAAAUAUUGAUUUCAUCUUGAAGAACAGGCAACCUGAGCUACUAGCUUUAAACAGUGCAAAUGGUCCUCUCAUAUUCGUUGGUGAAUGGACAAAUGAGUGGAAAGUAAAAGGAGCUUCAAGGGAAGAAUAUCAAAGGUUUGGCGAUGCCCAAUUGGAAGUUUAUGAACAAGCUUCAUUUGGUUGGUCAUAUUGGACUUUAAAAAACCAGGACAAGCACUGGGAUUUUGAGUGGAAUGUUCAGCACAAGUAUCUUAAAUCUGAUGAAAGAAGACCAAGCCAGGACAAGGACGACCUUCUCCGGUCCAGCAUCAUCAAGGACGACCUUCUCCGGUCCAGCAUCAUCAAGGACGACCUUCUCCAGCAUCAUCAGGGACGACCUCUUCCAGACCAGCAUUUGAAGGAAAGAUACUCCAUCCAUCCUGCACAUCAAAGACAAAAGAGGAUUAAAGAAAGGGUUCGUUGAAGAAGCAGACGGUGUCAGAAAAGUUAAUUAAAGUCAUCUUCUCAACAUCAUCAAAUUGAAUAUCUACCAAGUUGCAAGUGUCAGACAAGGUGGCGUCCCAGUCAUCAUCCCUCCAUUUGGAUUGGUCUACCUCAACAUGUCCAGGUUCAAUGUACCUGACUCAUCAAAAAAGACACAAACUUCGAUGUACCUACCCCGGCUAUCCAUUGGUCGAAUAUUCCAAAGAAGACAUGUGUCCAAAUAAUGCAAUUAUUUCAUUGGUCAGAAUUAAGUUUGUUGUAACAAACCCUAAUUAGGGUUUUCAUUGUAAAAUCUCGACCAUUGAUCUCAAAUUGAUCUAAGCCAUUGAAUUGUAUUGUGGGCACUAUAUAAGCCCUGGCUCUUCAUUUGUAAAGGCUAAUGGUUAGUCAAUAAUAGCUAAUAGUUAAUAGUUAGUAAUAGAGGCCAGAAUAGUAGAAUAGCAAUUAGAGUAGAUUAAGAAGAGAAGGCAAGACA